UUUAAUUUCGAUUAGAAUUUUUACUCGCCCUUACGCGACGGAUUAAAAUAAGAAAUUAGACUCGGGCUCUGGGUUCUUUUGCCACGGCGAUGGAAGCAAAUCCGACGAGCAAACAAACAAUAAUCGAUAAUGAAACACAGAGAGAGAAAGAAGAACAACUGUGGAGCUGGGGAGCAGGAACGGAUGGACAGCUGGGCACCCUCAGGCUCCAAGACGAGCACCUCCCUCAACUCCUUAAUGUCCCUUCACUAUCUUCCGCUUCAUCCGUCUCUAUGCUCGCAUGUGGCGGCGCUCACGUUGUUGGCUUGACCUCUAGUGGGAAAGUACUAACAUGGGGAAGGGGAAACUCAGGUCAGUUAGGCCAUGGAGACAUGGAUUGCUUGCUAUCUCCAAAGAUUGUAAUGUCUUUGGAGAGUUACUGCAUCACUCAAGUUUCAGCUGGAUGGAGCCAUUCUGGAUUUGUUUCAGAUGAACGGUGUGUCUUUACUUGUGGAGAUGGUUCGUUUGGCCAGCUCGGGCAUGGUGAUUACAGGUCACAUUGCUCUCCUGUUAAAGUAUCAUUUUUUGUUAAUAAGCAUGUUGAACAGAUAGCUUGUGGCAUGCGCCAUUCGCUUGUCCUACUGAAAGAUGGUUCAGGAAAUCUACUUUAUGGAUUUGGAUCUGGAAAGCGUGGUCAAUUGGGUAUUUCAAUAGAUAGAAGCAAGUCUGUCAAUGCUCCUGAGAUUAUCCGUGGAUUUGAUGAUGUUCAAAUCAUUACCAUCACUGCAAAUGCAGACCACAGUGCAGCAUUAUCUGCUGAUGGAGAAUUGUACACUUGGGGAAGAGGGUUUGGUGCUACAUCUGAUUUUCUUAGUCCUCAACAAUCACCUUCAUCAUCGAAGUUCUCUAAAGUUGCACUUGGUUGGAAUCAUGCUCUAGUAUUAUCUGAUAAUGGAGAAGUUUUUAUGCUUGGUGGUAGUCAUCAUGGAAUGCUAAGCAAUCCUGAGAUAACAAUUCUCUCAAAGCAUUUAUCAGAUGGAGCUGUUUUGGAGAGAGUCCCAGGUCUUGAUGGGAUAAAAGUGGUGGACAUUGCAGCUGGAGCUGAGCACUCUGCUAUUGUAACAGAGGAAGGAGCGAUUAAGAUAUGGGGUUGGGGUGAACAUGGGCAGCUUGGUCUUGGGAGUACAAGGGAUGAAACCAGCCCUCAAACAGUCAGUUUAGGUGAUGAAGUUGAACGCAAAGAUGGUACAGUCAGAGUUUACUGUGGGAGUGGAUAUACGUAUGCCAUUAGGACAUUUUUUUCUUAAUGAUACAUUCUGGUUAACAUCAAAGAGACAUUAUGCCUUGGCUAUGUAAACCAAUGGGAGCAAACUUUUCUGGAAGCAGUCUGAAGAAAAGUUUAGAGCUGUUUCAUCACUCCUGACGGUGUUUUUCUUUAAAAAAAAGUAAAUUGUGUUCAGUUAAUAUCAUGGUUAACCGUACCUACUGAUAUGUAUUGUAUCCAAUUCGGUACCUUCCUGUCUUGAUUUGCAUCAAUUAUCUUGAUCUUGUAGCA
Gossypium raimondii (Peruvian cotton) is the source of this 1534-nucleotide messenger RNA. Its product is annotated as ultraviolet-B receptor UVR8. The transcript is spliced from 8 exons. The coding region runs from base 90 to 1286 and encodes 398 amino acids. NCBI's taxonomy places the organism in Eukaryota, Viridiplantae, Streptophyta, Magnoliopsida, Malvales, Malvaceae. The record is from RefSeq and is a predicted model, not a curated record.